AUGGCGCAGGGCAACGAUUCGGUGGGUGAGGUCGUCUAUCAAAAUAUUGUCAUUCCCAGUCAACAGAUACACAAUGAGCAAUCGUUAGUCCAUCCUGGAUAUUUUUACACUUUAUACCCAAAUCAAGAAAAUUUUAAAUACAACCAAUUUGAAUAUUCAAAUAGUAACUCAACUGCAAAUAAUGAUACAAUUUACAAUUCCAAUCUCAACGUUGAGUUAAAUUCAAACUAUAUACAACCAUUAAAUUUAAUUUACAAUAGACAACAUAAUACAUUAAGCGAUUAUGAUCAACAACCAAUAGUAAACCAAACAGAACAACAAACAGUACAAAUAGAACAACAAACAGAACAAGAGCAAGAACAACAAGAAGAAUCGGGUCAGGAGCAAGAACAAGAGCAAGAACAGGAGCAAGAACAAGAACAAGAAUCAAAUGAUGAAGAAAGAGAAUCCCCUCAAAUAAAAUUGGGAAUGUCGGAUUUCAUGUUGACACAAGAAAAAGUAUGUCUUAAAUAUGGAAUUGAAUCAUCGAAUCUCAGCAAGAAAUUUCAUCGAUAUACAAGGGAUAGAUAUAAAACUAUGGUCAACGGUCGUGAUGACUACAAGAGGAAAAACAAAAAGAUGUGCAAGUGUUGGGAGAGAAUAUUAAAUCAAAAGAUGUUUUGGCCAAAUAGGUUGCUCAACACCAAUGAAAAUACCCUCAGAAAGAAUCUUAAAGUUGAAAAAGAUAAUCUCAAACAUUAUUUGGAUGUUCUUUACUCAGAACCAUUAUGUUUAGAAGAAUGGAUUUUACAAAAAAUAUUUAUUUAUUUAUUUAUUUCCAUUUUCAAAUUAAAGGCAACAGUUACAACUUGUUUAACAUAA
Heterostelium album PN500 is the source of this 861-nucleotide messenger RNA. RefSeq lists its product as uncharacterized. NCBI's taxonomy places the organism in Eukaryota, Evosea, Eumycetozoa, Acytosteliales, Acytosteliaceae. The record is from RefSeq and is a predicted model, not a curated record. The transcript has 3 exons. The coding region runs from base 1 to 861 and encodes 286 amino acids.